Messenger RNA from Nezara viridula (southern green stink bug), 864 nucleotides. The record is from the annotation of a GenBank genome assembly. Lineage: Eukaryota; Metazoa; Arthropoda; Insecta; Hemiptera; Pentatomidae.
AUGCCUCUUGUAAUGAUUGCUGGACUACCUUCCACAGGCAAAAGUACCAGGGCGAAUCAGAUUAAAGAGUUUUUGCAAGAUGUCAAUAAAGUCAAAGUUCAUAUUGUUUCAGAAAAUGACAUAAUAAACAACAAAGAACUUCAUAAGAACAAUUUAUUUUCAGAUCCACAAAAGGAAAAGGAACUAAGAGGCAUUCUGAAAUCAGAAGCUCUAAGGUUAUUAACUCCGAACAAUGUUGUGAUUUUGGAUGCUGGCAACUAUAUUAAAGGUUAUAGGUACGAACUAUAUUGUGCCUCUAAGAACAGUGGUUCGACUCAAGUGACUGUUGAGACGAUAUGUACCAAGGAUGAAGCAUGGGAAUGGAAUGUGAGGAGACCUGAAGGCGAAAGAUAUUCAAAGGAAUGUUUUGAUGCUCUUCAUUUACGUUACGAAAUUCCUGAUUCUCGAAACAGAUGGGAUUCUCCAUUAUUUUGCCUACAAUCACAUGAGAGCAUACCUGGUAGUGAAAUUUACCAAGCUUUGUUCCUAAGGAAGCCACCUCCGCCCAACCAGUCUACACAAAGUGCUCCUUUAAGUUCUGCUAACUUCUUAAAUGAACUAGAUAAAAUAACACAAGCUAUUGUUGCAGAAAUAGUUUCUGCAAAGAAAUGUGGUGCAGAAGGAACAAUUAAAUUGCCAUGCCAUGGUGGAAUUAUUUUAGAAAAUAUCUCGGGCUCAUGUUCACCAGCCCAGCUGGCACGAUAUCGAAGACAGUUUCUUAACUAUGCCAAACUUCAUCCUCCUUCACCGAAGGAAACUCCAGAUGGCCUUGCUCAAUUAUUUAGUCAAUUUUUGAACACAACACUUAGUGCCCUUCCCAGUUGA